Molecule: messenger RNA, 9958 nt
Organism: Ahaetulla prasina
Lineage: Eukaryota; Metazoa; Chordata; Lepidosauria; Squamata; Colubridae
Gene: ZBTB34
Product: zinc finger and BTB domain containing 34
Exons: 2
Coding region: 157-1641 (494 amino acids)
Biological process (GO): regulation of transcription by RNA polymerase II
Molecular function (GO): protein binding; DNA-binding transcription factor activity, RNA polymerase II-specific; RNA polymerase II cis-regulatory region sequence-specific DNA binding
Source: RefSeq, a predicted model, not a curated record
UUCCGGGUGCCGCUGGCUGAGGGGGGGGAAAGCGGCGGCGCUGGCGGUGGCGGCCGGGGGGAAAGCAGCACUCGGGCCAGGGCCGAGCUCCCUCCGGCGGGCCCGCCAUGUGAGGAGACCCCGACGCCCCUCAGGUUACACCUUGGGCCAGGAGACAUGGACAGCAGCAGCUUCAUCCAGUUCGACGUUCCCGAGUACAGCAGCAGCGUCCUGAGCCAGCUGAACGAACUCCGCCUGCAGGGCAAGCUUUGCGACAUCGUCGUGCACAUCCAGGGCCAGCCGUUCAGAGCUCACAAAGCUGUCUUAGCCGCCAGCUCUCCCUACUUCCGCGACCAUUCGGCGUUGAACACCAUGAGUGGCUUGUCAAUCUCCGUCAUUAAAAACCCCAGCGUCUUCGAGCAGUUGCUUUCUUUUUGCUACACUGGAAGGAUGUCUCUGCAGCUGAAGGACGUGGUCAGCUUCCUCACCGCAGCCAGCUUUCUCCAGAUGCAGUGCGUCAUUGACAAGUGCACUCAGAUCCUGGAAAGCAUCCAUUCGAAAAUCAGCGUCGGGGAAGUCGACUCGGUGACGAUCGGCGGCGAAGAUCCCCUGGAGAACCACAACGGCAUGAAGGAAAGCGGCUAUUUUGCCAACCCCAUCGAGAUAUCCCCUCCCCCUUACUGCGCUCAGGGCCGCCCGCCAGCUUCAGGGAACGACCUCCGAAUGGAAACGACGCCGGCCAACGCUCUCCGCGGCCGCCUGCAAGAAGAAGGCCACUCGGACCGGGGUAGCAGCGGUAGCGUUUCGGAAUACGAGAUUCAAGUCGAAGGAGACCACGAGCAAGCGGAGCUGAUCAUUAGAGAGAGCCAGGCUGCCGAGGUGAAAGUCAAAAUGGAAAAAUCCGACCGGCCCAGCUGCUCGGAUAGCUCUUCGCUUGGCGACGAUGGAUACCACACGGAAAUGGUGGACGGAGAACAAGUGGUGGCCGUUAACGUCGGGUCCUACGGCUCCGUCUUGCAAAAUGCUUUCUCGUAUUCCCAGGGAGCCUCGCAGUCUGCUAACGUCUCCGAAUCCUUCGGCAGCCUGAGGAGUUCCGGCAAUUCGAGGUCUAUGCUCGGCUCCUACCGAGGCCGUGGGCGUCAAAAGCGGGUCUCCACCAGCCACUUGCACAGCGACGUUUCCAGCCUGGUGUCGGGAACCGACGGCGAGCCUUCCGCCCAUCAGCCGGGCUACGAGAGCGGCCCGCGGGAAAGGAAUUCCAGAGGCCACUGGUACGCCUACAGCGAACGGCUGAUCUGCAUCUACUGCGGGAAGUCCUUCAACCAAAAGGGCAGCCUCGACCGGCACAUGAGGCUACACAUGGGCAUCACGCCCUUCGUCUGCAAGUACUGCGGGAAGAAAUACACCCGCAAGGAUCAGCUCGAGUACCACAUCCGCGGCCACACCGACGACAAGCCUUUCCGCUGCGAAGUCUGCGGGAAGUGCUUCCCUUUCCAAGGGACCUUGAACCAGCACUUGCGGAAAAAUCAUCCCGGCGUGGCUGAAAUUCGAAGCCGGGUGGAAUCGCCCGAAAGAACAGAAGUCUAUAUGGAACAGAGAGACGACGAUCCUUCCGCGCCCGAGACUCUGGAUUAUACCAUGGAUGUGCACACCCCCGAUUAAAAACACCCGAGGCUGUUUUUCUCUCUCCACGCAAUUCGAGCAAAGCACACGUUUUUUUUUCCCCUUUCGUUUCUUCGAUCGGUUUCACCAGAGUUAUAAUUGCAAUUUUUUCCACCCCUCCCCGUCCUCCUAAAUUUUAGCCGUUCUUGUGGGCGUGGUUCCGGAGCCAAAGCCUGCUUGUUUUGUUUGCAAAGAAGCAGGGUGAGCUUUACUCGCAAAAUACCAUCUAGGGCAGGGGUCUCCAACCUUGGCAACUUUUAAGACGUGUGGACUUCAACUCCCAGAAUUCUGGGAGUUGAAGUCUUCAAUUCUGGGAGUUGAAGUCCACCAGUCUUAAAGUUGCCAAGAUUGGAGACCCCUGAUCUAGGGGAAUGACGUGCUCGCCGAUGGUGGGGCGAGCUUGGUUAGCUAAAGAUGUGAUGGCAACAGGGAUAGUGCUGGCUGGCUCGCCAACCAGCGCCUCACGUUGCGUUGUGGGGAGCCGACGAGCAGACGAGAUGUCCUUGGAUGUCUGUUUGUUUUCUUUGUGGAAUAACUAUUUCGAUAGCUUUGAAUUUUAUAUAAUAUAUAUACAAUAUACAUAUAUAUAUAUAUAUAAACACUUAUAAAAGGUUCGGGGUUGUUUUUUUUCUCUUCUGGUUGGUGAGGGGUGAAUGUAGAAUAAUCUUAAAUAAAUUUUAAAAAGAACCCUGUUGACGAUAAGGCUUUCAAACUUAUAAGUUCCCCAGACUGGAUUUUGUUCAAGAAACAUUGUUCUUGGUUGGUUUUUCCCUUUGUGCAAAUAGGAUAGUCCAGAAGCAAGCAAAGCAUAACUUUUUUUUACUAUAACUUUGCUCCACAGCGUAUAAAAACCAAAUGCCAUCAAUGUAUUAAUUUGGGGCUUUUUCUUGUCCAAAAUCCAAACUGGACAACUUCGGUGCUGACCUCCCUCCUUUUUUUAUAGGAACAAAAAUGUAUUAUUAUAUUAGCCAAGACAGAAUACAGGAUUGUGGUUUUAACUAUUUUUUACUCUCCUCAGAAUCUACCUUCAUUUCGUACUGUAAAAAGGCAGACCAGGUUAAAUCACGUUUUUACAUUAAUCGCUCUGGAUAGUUAACGGUCAGCUUUAACUGUGGAUUAAAAAAAGAUGUUGUAUUUGAAUCUACAAUAUUUCAGUGCAGUAUUUGUAAUGGACCUCUUCGGGUACACUUUAACUUCAUACGUAAAUGUUUUCAAAUGAAACAGUUGAUUUUUUUUAAAAAAACUUUUUUUGUAAUGAUAUUAUAUGGGAAACGAUGAGCAAUAUAUCCUAUUGUAUUAGAGAGGCUUCUUUUAGCUUCUCCAUAACAGUGGCUAAAUCAGUAUUUUUCACAGACAGCCAAUAACAAAUAUCCUGUUUUCUCUGCUUUUCAGAUGUUUGAUAAACUUUCAAAAGUGGUGCUAACUUUUUCUUCCCCUUAACUACAGCAUAGAAAAAUGUGAAACUUAAAACCGGUAGUAAAACCUUUUUUUUUUACCUUUCCGCUUAGAUUUCGCUUUCCCUGAAAAAAAAGACCUCAAAGAGAAUAAGCUGGCAAACUUGACUGUAUUAAACAAGGAUUCUACCCCAGUGGAGAAAAUGACGGAUUUUGUUUAGAAGCGUGUUAACUUUUGACGUUUGGUGGAGUGAGCGGCGUUUCGAUCGGUGUCUUCGCCUUUACGGGAACGUCCCGCAUUGCUCUCCUUGCUGGGUUGAUUAGUGGCGGUUUCAAUUUCUGAUACGGAGGUGUAGACCGUAGAGUUAACUGGGUUGAGCAGAACGAAAGAUUGGUGGUGCUUAGUUUGAAGGGUGCUUGGGACUCCAGUGUCUACGGAGCUUCUCAAUCGUCCAGGUUGUCCCAAAUUUGCUUUUUCAAGAGGCAGCUGGACUUCCUUGUUUUUCAGAAAGCCCAGCUGCUUCUUGGAAAAAGCACUUUUGGGACUCAGAACUUCAGUUUUCUCUUUCUAUGUGCCUGUAACCCCGUGGCGGCACGGCCAUGCUCUUCCUAGUUAAACGAAACCAUGGUUUCUCCCAUCAUCCCAAUAUGUGCUUCUUCAACGGGGGGGGGGGGGGGGCGGGAGACAGACGGAUGUCCUGCCUCUGUACCUGUCUGCCAAAUCUGGAGGAUGCAUGACCACUUCGCCGAUUUUAAGGGUUUUUCUAUCGUAGCGCACGCUGUUGCAUUUCAAUCUGAGCCUUCGCUUUGAAUUCCAGGGUGAUUCCUUAAAAGCUUUCUCACAACUGUGAAUUUUUUUUAUUUAUUUUUUUAAAAGGCCUGGCUUUUCUCAAAUGAGGGUCCGUUCUCCAUCUUGCUGAGGCGACCUGCCCAAAAGAGACGUGAAUAUCUAUUGUGGUUUUGAACGCUGAAAGCGCAGGCUUUAAGGAAGGCAGAGAAUAGAUCUUUGCAGUGUUUGAGAGGGAAAUGCGUCGUUAGAGCAGUGUAGCAAAAAUCUGCAGUACAUCAUGUCUACUCCCUGAGCGGAGUUAAACUAACAUAGUUAGCCUCUUCCUCUUCAACCUCUCUUAGAGAUACUUACUUCUGUCACCAUCUCAAUCCAGCCCUUUUAUUACCUUCCCCCCCCACUCUAGAAACAAAAUUGGGAUCCAAAGAGCCCGCCCACCCACCCACAAACAUCCAUAUAUUUAUUGUGUUUCUCCUCCUCUUUCCUCUGCCCUCCCUUCCUCUCCUUUGGACAUCAGGAAAUUACAGGUAGCCCUCUGAAUCUGGCAUUCCCCAGGGAUGUGAUCUGUGAGAGAUGGUUGUAAGUCGCUUUUUUUCAGCGCCGUUGUCACUUCGAACGGCCACUCAGCGAGCUGCCGUCAAGUCGAGGCCGACCUGUAGUGUACGCGUGCGGCCGGACACUCCUGCCCACCUAGCCGUUCGAAAGCAUGCCAAUGUGAGUAGAUAAAUAGGUACCACUUGGGUGGGAAGGUCACAGCGUUCUGUGCGCCUAUGGAGUACAGCCACGCUGGCCACAUGGCCACGGAAAACGUCUUCGGACAGCGCUGGCUCCCUUGGCCAAAAAACAGAGACGAGCACCGCACCUUAAACUCGGACACGACUGGACAGGGGAACCUCUACCUUUACCUUUGCUCAAGGUGGAAUUGGCAAGAUGGGCCCCCCGAAGAAAACAAAGACAAAUUUUCACACUUCCACAGGGCAAAGUCAGAUCCCAGGCUUCAGCGAGGGCAUCGGUGUCCAUUCAGGCAUCCUCUUGACGCUUCUUAAGGCGUGAGCUACCUUUCCACCUUUCCAUCCAAGGAACGAAACCGGUUUUUUAAUUGCUUUGCCAAGGUUUUCUGCUGCGGUGCCUUUUAAAUCAGUUGGUUUUAUUCCACAGUAGUCGGGAUUAAGGGACGGGUGAGGGAAGAGGACGGUUAAUUUUCUGCUCUGCGAUCUUAGCCCUCUCUCAGUCCUUCCUUCCGAGGUAUACAGUGCUGUUCGUUUAUUUAUUUUUAAGCUGUAAACUUGAGCUGGUUUGAGUUUACCAAAGAGUGACGUAUCCAAAAGGCUACCUUGUUUUUUUUUUUGUUUAAUUAUGCAGAUUUCGUAACCGGGAGGGGUGGGGGCAUAGUUAGUGUUAACCCGCCUAAGCGUUCGUCCAUCCGAUGACAGCCUUCUUUUAAAAGGUUUUUUAAGCCCUUCGUAUGUUUGCUUGUGUUGUUGAUAGGUUUUUUUCCCCCCUCUUUCAACUGCCUGCUAGGGUUAAAAGAUGAUCAAGCCAUAAUAUAGUACUGUAUAAAUCAGAGAGCUUCAUCGGAGAUGGCAACUGUAGGAAGCCGGCAUGCGUAAAGUUAAAGCAACAUAUUUUCCAAGGGCUUCAGUAAGAUUUAAAAGCGUGGCAGGGCAUACUUGUAUAAAACGAAUUUCUGUUCCAGUUCUGCUGCUUUUGUAUUGGAGGCAAACAUCCAGCAAAGACCAAAUGAAAAAUACCUAGACAUUUUGAUAAUAUCGACUAAUUAAUUUCUCACCCCUGUCAUAACAUUGUCCGUACCCCCCCUUUCCCCAUUCCUUAUGCCAGUGUUUCUUAACCACUUUAAGAUGCCUGGACUUCAACUCCCAGAAUUCCCCAGCCAGCGGGAAUUCUGGGAGUUGAAGUCCAGCCACCUUGAAACGAUCACCGUUGAGAAAUGUUUCAGAAGCUGCGCCAAUGUGGCUGCAUUCAGGUUGACUCUCUACUAGCAGGUAACUGUGGUGGCUGCCAUUUUAGCCGCUCUACUCCUUGGUUAAGGAUUUCAAGUCCUAGAAUUUCCAGCUGCUGAAAAAGUUAGACGAACGAUUCUACUGACAGAGGAAAAUAUUUGUAGCUCAGGGUUGAAGAGUGCUCUCUGAGCUUAGGUGUUUCCUUGCAAACGUUUCACCGCCCAACUAGCGAACUUUAUCAGUGCUAGCAGGGGUGGACCAUUCUGCGCAAACGCCUCCGCAGCAAAAUCAGCGGUGCGUUGAGCUUCCCAGAUACCUGUGAUUGGCCUUGGCACAAAAAGCAAAACUCGUUGCGUGAAGCAGCCCUUAUGCAAGUCUUCCUCAGAUUUUGCUCUGCCGUUUCCCCCUAUCUUGCAAGGUGAACAAACAAACAGGCCUCCAAAUCUAGCCGCAACCCCUAAAUUGUGCCUUUUUGCACCGUGUUUCCGUUACAAUGGGAGGGGGAACGGGGUACACCUUCUUACCCUUUUGAAGCAUGCAGUGAGCCAGUUGUACCGCUGACUUUACAGUGUUAAGUUAAUCCAGAAUGGCAAAUUCAUUUCAUUUAUAAUAAUGCAGGAAUUAAGAAAGUCAGUGGAGACAGCUAUAUAUGAAACUUUGGGUUAGAUAUGUGAAAUCCUAGAAAUUUGGUUCAUAAUUGAGUCUCUCAAUCUACCUUUUUAGCCGUGUAGACAAUGUGAAAAAAAAACAACAGUGACAAUGUCCUUUGUUUAUAUGUUUUAACCUAUUUACAUACUGUGAAAACGAAUUUUUAUACUUUUGCUAAUGUUUGUGGUUUUAAAUAGCGACUGAAUUUUUUUUUUUCUAACCAGUUAACUCUUCCAUAUAACUUCUAUUGAGCUUGUAAAUAGACUAAGGUGGGGGGAGGGAAAAGCUUUGUAAAUAAGUGGGUUUUUUUUUUUUUUUUUUAAAGCAACAGAACACCUCACAAUUGGUUCUGUAUUCAAGGAUGAAUGCUUUUUAGUGACGGGAAGGAUAGUUUUAGGAAAUUUGCCGUAAGAAAAGGAGAUUUAGGGAAUUGCAAGUCUUCAACCUUUCAUAUAUAUCCCACGUAUGUUUCACAGUAGAAAUUAACUUGGAAGUCCUGGCCAAAACUGAGAGCAGGUUGAGCCCACCUCAUCUUUUAAACCACGGUUCAUCCUGGACCUCUCUCCUGCUCCAUUCCGAAGUGGGACUGAGGAAAAGAAAGGAAAAAAAAUCAGAUGAAAUCAGAAUCACAGAGUUAGAAGGGACCUUGGAGGUCUUCUAGUCCAACCCCCUGCUCGAACCAUUUCAGACAAGGAGUCCUACCGGGUAAUUUAUCCAAGUGCUCAAGAUUUGUUGGGCGUAAAAUUCCCAUCGUCCCCCACCAAACCUGUACUUCACUGGCUGGGAAGCAGGGGAAUUGAAGUCCGACGUAAGGUUGGAGAAGGCUGAACGUUAUCCAGGGCAGAGGGCGAAGAUUAUAUCUCGGCUUGUUGAGCCUGAACUGAUAUUUUUUUUCCCCCCUUUUCUCAAGUCUCUUACAAAUUCGCAGGAUAAAUGGAACACAUCAAGGAGACUUUUCGUUCCUUCUUAGAUAGAAUUGCGUUGUCUGAAGCCGUUGUUCUGAGCUCUACUGUGUAGGAAGGACGCAGAAUUAUUAUUUUUUUCCUUUUAGAUCAAGGGCUGGGCGUGGGGUGGGGGUGGGAGGAAACAAGGGUGUGUUUGAGCUUUUAUCUUUUGACGGAUAUCUCUUAUCUGAAAUAUACGUUUAAGUUUACUGUGACUUCUUUUGUCGUCGUUAUCGGAAGGGGGUUUCACAUUGAAGCCACUGCAACAAGGGACUCAAAUAUGCAACACCUAAUCUAUUUUCUAAGGGGAAUUCUACCCUGGAAUGGUGCUUUUAAGACAGGUCAGGGUUAUUUAUUAAAAUUUUUAUAUAUUUUAAAGUAUUUGGGAAUCGUGUAAAUCCUUUAUAUAAAUAUAAAUAAAUAUAUAGAGAUAUAUAGAUAUAUAUAUGAAUCUAUAUUAGUUCAUGAACUGUAAGGAGCGGAGUAAGGCUCAGCAACUGAACCCCAGAGUUCAGUGAAGUCAUUCAGAACGUUCAGUAAUCGUCACGUCAUGAAAUCGCUCGGCAGAUACUCAAAACGUCUUCAUGCGAAAAGUGGAAUGACGCAAGUUUUUACACAAGAGCCUCUUGAGAACGUUCCCUUGGAGGAGAUAGGCCGUACAGGUAGUCCUUGACUUAACGGACCACAACCGGAGGCAGAAUUUCUGUCGCUGAGCGGAAACGGCGGUUCAGUGAGCUGCUCCCAAUUUUCUUGACCCGGUGGGUUAAGUGAAACACACGGUCCUUAAGCGAGUCCAGCAUCACACACACACAUAUCCUGAGACGGUACAGCCGUCAUACAAAUACAUGCUGGUUGCCUAGCGCCUGGAUUUUAAUCCCACGACCCUGGAGAUGUUACGACGGCCGUAAGUGGGAGGGCCAGUUACCUUUUUUUUUUUUUUUUUUUUGGUACCAUUGUAACUUCCAACGAAUGGUUGUAAGUCAAGGAUUACCUGUACUAUCUGGUUGUUUCAAAGAUGUGGGAUUACGGUAGUCUUCGUUGGGUAUAUUGUUGGAAUUUCGAAACGGUUCUGGAAGAAGCUCGGACGUUGUUUGAACAUUUUUUUUUAAAACUUGUCCUUUUCUCAGAUUGUGCCAAACCCAACGAAUUUACGCUGUUUUCUGCAUUUUUCCUGUCCUUUCUGAGGGCAAGUUCUGGAACAGAUCGUCAGACUUCAGCUUUCCCCCUUAAACACGAAAGACCGUCUGCCAGUUUUUCAGACUCAAACCGUUGCCAGUCUAGAACAGAGGUGACCAAUCUUGGCAACUUUAAAAACCGUUCCCAGAAAGUUCCCCGGCCGGCAAUUUGCCAAGGUUGGACGCCCCCCGUGAUCUAGAACAAAGGGCGUCAAACUCGAUUUCGUUGAAUAGAAUAGAAUAGAAUUUUUUUGAUUGGCCAAGUGUGAUUGGACACACAAGGAAUUUGCCUUUGGUGCAUAGGCUCUCGGUGUACAUUGAAGACCGCAUCAAGGUUGGGUUUGACCUUGGGGCGGGAGGGUGCAGUUUGACGUCACUCGUGUCAGGGGCGCCUGUGGCGGCCCGAGCGCUCCGCAGCGAAAACGGGCUCCCAAACUCCGUUUCCAGCCGCGACAGCCUCCUGCAACGCUCUGCCAAUUGCGCGUAGCCCUCCCGAGUUCUGUUUUCAUUGGCAGAAGCAGUGGAGGCCCAUCCUUCACUGUUUCCUGGGCCAGAUCUAACCACCCUGCGGGCCGGAUCCGAGUUUGACACCCCUGAUCUAGAAUACGGCUCUGUAUUUUCCAACCUCCUUUCUCCCCUUCCGUUCGCUGCGUGAAGCAAACUCUAAAUCUUUUGCAGUCCAGACGAGGGGAGUCUAUGAGUUAUCAGAUUACCUUUGCAAUUCGCCCCACUAGCUGUGACCAUGUCCGCAGUCUGACUUUCUCUGUUCGAGAACAUGCCUUCUAACCAGGUCUCCAUGUGGAAAGCUGAGAUCUCUUUUGAACUUUGCAAAAAACAACAACACUUGUUUACACGUCUUUGGCUCAAGACGAGUAACGACAGAUUUGCGUGACGCCGGUGCGUUGGCAAUGGCAUUUUUAAGUAACUUUCUAUCAAGAGCCGCUAGCUUUUGAUGUCCUCAUCAAUAUUUGAACGCUUUGAAUGACUUACCUCAGUGUCAAUAUUUUGCAAUAUUAAACCGGUAACCUCACAAACUCCACACACUUCAUCGAUAACGUGAAGUAAAUGAAACGGAUGCUCUUAAAGCAACUAAACUUGCCAUUAAGGAUUAUUUUAUAGCAUGAGAUAUUUUAGAAUAUUUAUUCAAAUGAUAUUUUACUCUUAUACUCAGAUGGUUUUUUUUUUGUUUUUGUUUUUUGGUUGGUUGGUUGGUUGGUUCUUUUCUCUCCACACACCCCCACACACCCAAUUUUGUGAUAUGAAUAUUUCAGUGCUGCUUAAUUUUGUUCUAAUGGAUUUUUUUCGUUUGUUUGUUUCCUUGCUUGUAAAUUGCCUUUUUAUGGUAUAAAUAAAGUCGAUGGGAAUUGCCGUUUAUAAAUUAAAAUGCUUCUGAAGCGCACACACUGUC